GUGGCCGGGCCGGGGGGCGGUGCCGGCGGCGCCGGGAGCUGCUGCGGGGCGGGACGGAGCUCGGCGCUCCCUCAGGAAGUUAUUUUAGAAGGAGAGAAUACAUCUGAGAAAGAAGAUGUCUCAUGCUGGGAGUCGAUACCAAGAUAAGCAAUACAGGCACCAUGAGAACCAUAGAUCUGAUAGGUACAAGGAAGAGAGAAGAACAAGAAAACCAUACCCAUACAAUGCAAGAGACAUCCGAGGUGGCCAGCACUCAAGGACUUCUACUGUUUGCUCAGACCCUUACUCUAAAACCUCAGGAGCAGCACAGGAGUAUUUUGGCCCACCACCAGAGUUUUAUCCUCCCAAGGAAAGCCUCUCAAUGAAGUGUUCGAAGUUUAGCAGAGAGGUGACCAAAGCUGCAUUGAGCUGUGCCUUCAGUCUCUGGGAAAUGCCAAACCUGCACUGGCAAGAGAUUUCUCCAUUUGAGAUGCCUUUCAGGACUGACUGCUGCUUUUGCAUUCUGAAGUUCGUGGAAAUCACGGUUAACCUCCUGGUGCUGAUUUGCGUGGGCGCUUCCCAAGCCUCCGUCGCAGGCUUCACGUCCCUCGGCGGCUUCGGAUCCUUUAACCUGAAUUCGUUCUACAGCCCCUUUGAGGGCACGGAGCUGCAGGAGGUGAGGGAGCUGGACAUGCAGUUCACCCAGAUGAGAGCCCCUUGCGUCUACGGCGGGGUGGCCUUCAGCUUGACGGCGGCCACGCUCACCCUCGUCUUCCUGGUCGUGGGGGCCAAGCCCAUCCAGCGGCUGCGGACGGGGCUGCUGGCGGGCGAAUGCGCCUUCGGCCUGCUGGCCGGCCUGGCGUACCUGGCGGCCGUGGGGCUCUACCUGCACUUCGUCCGGCGGGUGAACGCCACCGAGGUGUGCCGGAGGCGCGAGCGCCUCUACGCACGCCGCGGCUACACCUCCAUGAGCUGCGCCGUCCAGGGCGGCGACGCGGCCGUAGGCCUCUUCGGGGUCGUCGCCUCCUGCCUGUACUUCGCCAGCUUUGUGCUCUGCGUCCUCGCCAUCCGCACCGUCCGGGCCUUCCGGAGGCGCACGGCCCAGGCUCAGCACGGCCCCGAGGGCGGCGUUAGGGACAGAAGCGUCGGAAACCAGCACGGCGCGCACAGGGCCUCUGAAAGCUCCCGCGGCGUGCGGGCUCUCGCCACAUUAGUGUGAAAUCAGCUCUGGGACCGUGCCGGAGGACUGGGGCUUCAGCAAAGGAUGGGCACUGGCAAACAGGCAACCAGCCCACAGAAUGUUUUCCGACGCGGUGCUGAAGUGUGCAUUGAGUCACCGAUUAUAACCGUGCUGCUACAAAGGGACGCAGUAAAAGCGACAUUGAGUGACUGUUUCGACAAGGAUUUUUGCACCGGUCCCUCAAGCUGGACUCCUGCAUUUAAAAUGCGUUUGAUUGUAAUAUUUUCAUCCUGCACAGAGCAAAUCCAAGCAGCAGUGGGCUUUUAACAGGUUACAGCUGCGUUGCUGCCAAACUUGUGCUAACAAGCACUUCCUUUCCUCUCCCGUGACACAGGGAAUUGAACACACAGCUAGGACGGGCAGCUUUCAACAGAUCCUGUGCCUGUUGUGUGUCCUGUUCCUUUAUCCUAGAGUGCUUACAAAGCAAAGGACACCCGAGUGCCUCUCAGAAUCGUGUCCAAAGUUACACUUGUGACCUUUUUUGCCUGGGCUAGUGAAGCGUUUUAUCUUUUGAGUCACGGGGGUUGACACAUGCCGAUCAUGUGCUCCCUGAGGAAUGCCGCUGGGGGAAACUAGCUGCAAUGUCAAAGGCAGCAUUCAGGGUCCUUAUCCAGUUUCCUACUACAUUUUCUCAUCUCACUGAGCACUGGUGAGAACCUGAGAUGCAUCACACUGGUCCGGUAUCAGCUUACUAAAGCUACCGUUUGUUUCUGCAAGCACCUAAACAGGGUUUGGCUUGCCACGGGUGGGCAGAGCCUGAAUCGGGAACAUGCUGUCUGCCCUGGGAAUGCUGUAACAAUGACAGAAAGUGCAUGUGUCCUUCCAAUAUCUAAACAGGCAAAGCAUGAGUGAACAGCAGUAAUUGUAUGCCCCAGGGUUGAGAAAAUAAAUUUAAGAGAACAUC
Hirundo rustica (Barn swallow) is the source of this 2123-nucleotide messenger RNA. Its product is annotated as MARVEL domain-containing protein 3-like. The coding region runs from base 116 to 1198 and encodes 360 amino acids. Lineage: Eukaryota; Metazoa; Chordata; Aves; Passeriformes; Hirundinidae. The transcript is spliced from 5 exons. The record is from RefSeq and is a predicted model, not a curated record. Gene Ontology annotation, cellular component: membrane.